AAGAUCCUCACAAUUCGUGAAGAUGAUCUCAAGCUUGUUAAUAUCGAGCAAAACUAUAACGAUGAUAAAUACAAGCAAGCUAUUGAAGAUUAUUUUAAAACAAGCGUUCUUGAAAAGGAAAAGACGGAUGUUGAUAAUACAUUAACAAAAAAAACAAGUAUAGCAAUCCAAAGGCGCAUAAGUGAUCUCCUUCCGGAGGAAACCGGUGAUCAAGUUUGCUCGAAAAAACCUCGUCUCGUGGAGGAGUCGCAACAGAAUAAGAAUGACAAUUCAAUAUUAAUGUCAGCAGAUUCGAAAAUAAAUCAAGGGAGUCAUAGUAAAAUUUUACCGCUCUCUUCAAACGAUUUUCCAGCUUUGUUUUCGUCAUCAGCUGAUCCCUCUUAUCGUGAAGAAGAACAACAUUUCAAUGCUAAGAAAGGGAAGAAUAUUGUUGAUAAGUAUAGAUUUCAGGAAUACCUCUAG
Molecule: messenger RNA, 462 nt
Organism: Paraglomus occultum
Lineage: Eukaryota; Fungi; Glomeromycota; Glomeromycetes; Paraglomerales; Paraglomeraceae
Source: the annotation of a GenBank genome assembly